Molecule: messenger RNA, 2197 nt
Organism: Verruconis gallopava
Lineage: Eukaryota; Fungi; Ascomycota; Dothideomycetes; Venturiales; Sympoventuriaceae
Exons: 2
Coding region: 60-1175 (371 amino acids)
Biological process (GO): protein import into peroxisome matrix
Cellular component (GO): peroxisomal membrane
Molecular function (GO): zinc ion binding
Source: RefSeq, a predicted model, not a curated record
GUUACACUCUCCAUGAUGUCCGCCAUCGUUGCUAUGCACCUGCUUCAAUCUCCAUCAAGAUGACAAAAUCAGAUAUGAAUAGCUUGAACUAUCCCUUCGCUGCAUCUCCAGACAUUAUCCGCGCUCAUCAGAAGGAUGCAUAUUUUCAAGCUGUUCUUCUCGAACAGAUAUCAGACAUAGUUAGAAGCCUCAAAGGCGUCCGUUUCUCGCACAAUUACACUUCCGAACUUAAAGCUGUGGCGGAUCUGCUCUACCUUGGUCUAACAACUCUCGUGGGAAAUCGAACACUCGGUGAGGAAUAUUGCGACAUUGUCCAGGUGGAGGAAGAGACACGUCGCUUGCCCGCGAUUUACAGACGCUCAGGCUACAUUGUAGCCACGAUACUUUUACCAUACGGCUUAAAUAAGAUUUUACCAGCUUUCAGGCGACGGCUGCGUGCAAAAUUGGAGGCGGUUCUGCGUCGAAAAUCAGCGAAGAAGAAUGGAAGACCUCCUGCAGCGGUAGAUAAAGUGCAAGCAUACGUCCUUGCCAACCUCGACACGAUCACAUCUCCUGCAUCAGUGUAUGCGAUCAACCUCGCUAUCUUCUACUUCACCGGGGCGUACUACCAGCUCAGCAAGCGACUAUGUGGUCUACGCUAUAUCUUUACACGGAAUGUUGAGGAGACGUCGCAACGCGUAGGAUAUGAAGUGCUCGGUGUGCUUUUGGUGUUACAACUAUCUGUUCAGGCGUGGAUGCAUUUGCAAGACACAUACAGGAACGGCCCUCAUACUGUUGCCAACGCCGGAACAAUGAUGGGCGGAACAGCAAUGGUCGGCCCGGGAGUCGAAGUGUCUCUCGACCCGCAAAUGUACUCGAGCAAUAAUGCACUUCUUAUCGAGUCUGAUUCACCUUAUUCAGAGAUAAGCAAGUCAGCCAUUCAGAAAGUUACUCAUACUCCUGUCCUAGAGAGUGCCCGCUACGACCUCGAACAAAACGACGUCAUGGCAUGGAUUCAUGCGCGGCAGCAGCGAAAAUGCACGCUUUGCCUGGAGUCGAUGAAAGAUCCAAGUGUGACUACUUGUGGACAUUGCUUUUGCUGGACAUGUAUUGGCGACUGGGUCAGGGAGAAGCCGGAAUGUCCACUUUGUCGGCAACACGUUCUAGUUCAACACAUUUUACCCUUACGUGGCUAGCCCAGAAUCUGUGUUUGGAACUCACCAAUGCUAGGUUCGAGACCCGAACACUUUGUCUUUGAGUGAAUUCAGUGAUAGGACUGGCAAGCGGAAUCUUGGGCAUGGUGCUUCGGCUGAAUUGAAAUAGCACUCCACAAGCCCUUGUCCAAAAGCGUCUGGCUAGGAUUAUCAGCAGAUAUGAAAUCAGAAUGCAACUGAUGCCAUCGCCUGUGAACUCUUGCUCAGUUCAGUCAUCAGUACUGCGGACUUUGCAAUUAACUAUGAUAAAUAGUUUAACUCUCUCAGCACUGGGGUUUUAUUGUGAAUACUUGUCUCAUAACCCAAUUUUGCGGAGUUAGCCUGCGACGUGCGAGAGCGAGGGUUUUAUGCCAAGCCGGAAAAAUAAGCGACCUUUGUCUACUCCCCUUCGAAAGUCUACGAUGUCUCGAAAACGGAGCUUUGGAAAAUAUCCAGCAUCCUGAAUUCGCUCCUCAUCAGUGUUGUGAUGCUUACCACCAAUCGAAUUCAAAGCCUUGCGUCAGCCCAAGUUCUCAGGAUACUGCGUUACUGAUCGGGCACGAUAUACAUGGGUUCAGACUUUGUCAGACAGCUCAUUGCGCCGAUCAUUUUAUCUCUACUUAACAAGUAGCCUCAGUUCAAGGCUAGUACGCUACAUCCACACUAGUUCAAAAUCCGAAUGCAUCCUGACGGAUUUUUUUUUUCCUUCUAUUGAAAAGAUUAAACUCGCGCCAAGACAUGACCCAGACAGUAGACUCAACGCUUAGUCUCAAGUGGCCGGAGCUUGCCUGUUUUCAUCCAUGCUCCGCAUCUGUCACCCCAACUUUACCCCAAUGUGUGGACACUAAAUCUGGGGUAGCAUGGUAGAGCCUUAGGAAGAAUGUGUUUGGUCUUGUUUUAGGAAAUUACUUCUCCAUCAACUGCAAUUGGUCUAAAGCGUGUCAUAAUAUGAAUUUAGCUAGGCUAUAUGAUGAUAGUGUAGGAAAUGGAUAUCCAUAGUUUGGGAAGAAAUACAAAUAUGCUCG